AUGGUUGACACCCAAAAAGAAUUAAGAGAGCCUAAGUGUUUACCCACAGAAAACUAAAUCGAAUAAGAAUAUCUUAUUCAAUAAAUUAAAAGAAUAUAUCUAUAAGAAAAAGAAGAGAUUGAAGAUGAUGCAGAAUCAAAACAAUAAUUAGGGUUUUUUGACGUGUUGAAUCAAAAAUAUAAAGAUAUUAAAAAUCAUGAUGAUUGGAAAUUAUAUAGGGUCUAAUUUUUACAAUAAUUUAUAUUUUAUCGAAUAGUUUCAUAGAUACAAUUAUUUCAUUUUGUUAGAAAGCUCUAAUUGAAUUAUAAGUUUUAGAAAAAGAUUAAAGAGUUUGAAAUUUAUUGA
Messenger RNA from Paramecium primaurelia, 345 nucleotides. The record is from the annotation of a GenBank genome assembly. NCBI's taxonomy places the organism in Eukaryota, Ciliophora, Oligohymenophorea, Peniculida, Parameciidae.